This is a messenger RNA of Spizellomyces punctatus DAOM BR117, 1411 nucleotides long. RefSeq lists its product as uncharacterized. The coding region runs from base 103 to 1203 and encodes 366 amino acids. The transcript is spliced from 10 exons. Lineage: Eukaryota; Fungi; Chytridiomycota; Chytridiomycetes; Spizellomycetales; Spizellomycetaceae. The record is from RefSeq and is a predicted model, not a curated record.
GACACUCUUGCGCUACUUUCUUUAAAGCGGAGAAUAGCUCUGUUUUCUCGAGUUUAUUUUCACAUACUCGUGCUUCUUUCGUGUUUCGUUAUUCUAAAUAAGAUGGUGCCCGUUGACCAAGACCUGUGGCUAAACUCGGAAUGGUGUGAUUGGAGGUGGCGCAUCACUGGCUGUGAACACGCAGAAGUUUGGAAGGGGUUUUAUAUCGCCCAUACAAUCGCAUGCUUCAUCCUAGUUAUUCUCGGCUCGUGGGUCAUCUACAGAAGGGUGUACAGAGACCUCUGGCAAAAGAAGUUAAGGCUGUUUGAAUUUAGCAAUGGAAUUGUGAAGCCCCGCGGUACCGAGGUCUUCUUGAUUGCCUCGUGUGUGCAUCUUUUUGGAAGAGGACUUUAUACCGCAAUCGUGCUCGGGGACGGAUUCAAGAGUCAGGCCGCGGCUGAAUUCAUGCAUGAAUGGCCCUGGGAGACUUUGUACUUUGCUUGCGUCUCCUUCACAAUUGGAAUUAUUCAUGCUACGCCAAAGACCUAUAUGAACGGCAAAGGAACUUUGGAUGAACUUAGUACUCUCACAAAAGUUCGACUCCCCAGUCAACGCACGCUCAACUUUCUUUUCUACUUCUUCAAUGCUCUGCCCCCUUUGACACUUCCAUGGUUCUCCAUCAUAGACGGAUAUGGCCGUGAUACUGAAAACUACGUCUUGGCUAAUGCAUUCAAUACCGCACAUUAUGUUUGUUGGUCAGCCUAUUGCUGGUCGUUGGCAGCCGUUGUGCUGUAUUUUGGCCUUAAGAUGGUCAUGAUCUUGAAAGCCAAUGCGGUGACGGGAGUGAAAUCUUCGGAAAACGGGGUGUCACAGACUACUCUUCUGAAAAGGGCUAUGAUUAUUCUGAUUGUUACCCUACUCGGAAUAACUGUUAUUCUGAUAAGCUUCGCUAUCGUUCUCAUCGUUUACGCCAUUUGGAGGAGAUUGGUUCAAGGCAUCUUUCCUCUCUCCGUCAUUGUUGGAUUUAUUUGGAUCUUUGUCACACCUUUUAUGAUAGCACCCAUAUAUGUCGCCGUAGGCCUGGGAAUCAUUCAUAGAAAGCCCGCUCCCGCAAGCAGCAGCAACAAAUCCGGUAGUAAGGGCUCACAGUCUCAAAGUGAAAACUCGACUACAAGGAAAUCAAAGCAGUCCCUGGCGAAGAGUGGUAAUGCCCUUAAUGCUUAGGCAGAUAUGAUGUGACGAGCAACUAGUUGUUUGUUGAGAUGAAUCAUUGGAGAUAUGUUAUCUCCGUCGUCUAUUCAAUGUAGUCAUCAGAGAUAGCCAUUCUUUACCAACUAGUUGACUGAUGGGAUGAAUGCAUUUUUCUCAUUGGAGAUAUGUCUCCGUCAUUGAUUCAAUAUAGUCGUCAGUAAUAGUCAUCUUUAACACCGGA